GCCUCCCUCUCUUUCUCUGUCCUUGGUCCUCUCCCCAGCAGCCUCCCUCUCUCUUUCUCUAUCCCUGGUCCUCUCCAGAUAACCUGACACAGUGGUCACGCUUGACAAGGAGAGAGAAAGGCGUUGCAGCAGCUGAUCCGCGCCCGCCCGGCCGGGAGCGCAGGCGAAGGAUGGAACAAUACGACGGGCUCUUUCCUCCCGCCUACGUGGACUCCUCCUCAUCCCUCCUCCUGGUGCCCAACGCCAACGGCACUGCGCAGGAGGAGAGACCGAGAGCGCGGCGCAGGAGGCGUCGAGCAGCGAGGUGCGGCGGCGGCGGUGGCGAGCUGGACGGAGGAGGGGACCACAAGAAGCGGCGGCUGACCGACGAGCAGGUAGAGAUGCUGGAGCUGAGCUUCCGGGAGGAGCGGAAGCUGGAGACCGGCCGGAAGGUGCACCUGGCCGCCGAGCUCGGGCUCGACCCCAAGCAGGUCGCCGUCUGGUUCCAGAACCGCCGCGCCCGCCACAAGAGCAAGCUGCUCGAGGAGGAGUUCGCCAAGCUCAAGCAGGCACACGACGCCGCCAUCCUCCACAAAUGCCACCUUGAGAACGAGGUGAUGAGGCUGAAGGACAAGCUGGUGCUCGCCGAGGAGGAGCUGACGCGUUUCAGAUCCGCGGGCAACCACGCGGUCUCCGGUGACGGCGGAGACGUCAUGGCCCGUGCCGUCUGCAGCGGGAGCCCGAGCUCAUCGUUCUCGACUGGCACCUGCCAGCAGCCCGGAGGAGGCGGCGGCGGCGGCGAUCACCUGGGGGACGACGACCUGCUCUAUGUUCCUGACUAUGCCUACGCUGACAGCAGCGUGGUCGAGUGGUUUAGCCUGUAUGGACUGAUGUAAUCGAUGGUAUGGUAUGCCAUCGUCGUCGGCAGAUUAAUUCUAGCUAGCUACUCAUCGUAGCGUGUCAUUGCUGUGCUGAAUUGCUGAUUUCUAUGUGCGCCCUCUUAAUCAUAUGUACAUAAAUCAAGCUAUCAAUUACUGGCAAAAUAUAGCCAGCUAGCAGCAACUAGUACUUUAAUUCAGAUGUGUGUUCUUACUGCUACCCACAUUGGAAUCUUUUUUUUUCUUGACU
Messenger RNA from Zea mays, 1107 nucleotides. Its product is annotated as Homeobox-leucine zipper protein ATHB-40. Gene Ontology annotation, cellular component: nucleus. Gene Ontology annotation, molecular function: sequence-specific DNA binding; DNA-binding transcription factor activity, RNA polymerase II-specific. NCBI's taxonomy places the organism in Eukaryota, Viridiplantae, Streptophyta, Magnoliopsida, Poales, Poaceae. Gene Ontology annotation, biological process: positive regulation of DNA-templated transcription. The record is from RefSeq and is marked provisional.